Messenger RNA from Vitis vinifera (wine grape), 5634 nucleotides. Its product is annotated as probable pectinesterase/pectinesterase inhibitor 13. Bases 4385 to 5089 code for a protein of 234 amino acids. Gene Ontology annotation, molecular function: pectinesterase activity; pectinesterase inhibitor activity. Gene Ontology annotation, biological process: cell wall modification. The transcript has 3 exons. Lineage: Eukaryota; Viridiplantae; Streptophyta; Magnoliopsida; Vitales; Vitaceae. The record is from RefSeq and is a predicted model, not a curated record.
UUUUUUUUUGUUGAUAGGUAUAUGGAGAGAUGUCUUGUGCCAUGAUCCUCCAAAAAAAAAAAAAAAAAAAAUGACUAUCUAAAGGUUAAAUAGGUAAACCAAUCAUGAAUCAGCAGGAUGAUGUUAAGGUACUUGCAAAGGCUCUGAUGCCAAAUUUUGUGUACUGAAUUGAAUGUGAUUAUAAUCACACACAUAUGCAAAAGGUAUUAAGAAGCUCAAUAGUAGGUGUGUGCCUAGUUACAUAUAGAAAUUUUUUUUGACACAGUAGAAUUCAUAGCUUACAUGAGAUAUAGUCAUGUUUGGUGCCAUGGGCUUAAAUUAAGGUUUGAGUGCUUUUUGAAUUUGAACUCCUUAAAUUUGUCAAAGUAGACAAACACCGACCAUAAGUUUACCCUGUUUUUCUAGAAUAACAUGUUCUAUUUUCUCUUUUCUUCAUGUUUUUCCUUUUUCCUUUUUAAAGCAUAUGAGGGUCUUGAAUAGGGUUCUAAAAGGCAAAGAGUCUGGAAAUGUUGCUACUGCUUCUAAUCAAAAUUGGUAGGGAUGCCAAUAUCUGCUGGUUCAGUUGAUCUCAGAGCAAGUAAUAUUUUUUUUUUUUGAUAGAUUAAGCAAGUAAUAUUUUUUUUUUGAUCAAUAAGUAUAUGAUUGUAUUGCAAAGAGGCGCUAAAAUAGUGACCCACCGAAUUACAGUAUAAAGCAACUUAUCCCCUUACAAAGGGGCCCAUACAACAAGGGAAAAAACAAAAAAAUCCUCUCCCUUAACGCAUAUACACCCACUCUAUAAAAUCUAUUAAGGUGGAAGGGCCAUCUUUUAUCUACAAUUUGGUUUCCGACCACAUAAAUACAUAAAAGAUACUUUCAGCCUUUGAAUAGACAGCCUGCAAUCCUCGAAAGCAAUUGAAUUUCUAGCCUUCCAUAUAACCCAAAACAAGCAUAACGGUCCCAAUUGCCACACCACCUUCCUCUUCUUUCCCACAAAAGAGCCCCUCCAUCCUAAAAGGGUUUCCUUGACCGAAAGAGGAAAAACCCACGAAACUCCAAAAAAAGAAAGGAACAACAUCCACACUUCCCUUGUUUUUUCACAAUGAAUGAGAAGGUGGUCAAUUGAUUCCUCACACGUAUGACAUAAAAAACAUCUAUUUGCCAUAACCCAACCUCUCUUUUGCAGACGAUCCAAGGUUAGAACUCUCCCCCAAGAAGCCUCCCACGCAAAGAAGCUUAGUUUGGGCUGCACACAAGAGUUCCAAAUAAUCUUCGAAGGGAAAGAAGCAAGAGACCCCGGCUGCAUAGUCCUAUACAAAGAUUUUACCGAGAAAACCCCAUUCUUUGAUUCCAUCCACUUCACCCUAUCCUCCUCAUCCACCUUAACCUUCUUCCCCUCCAAGCAACAAAACAACCUUUCCACUUCUUACAACUUCCAAUCGUUGAAAGGUCUAUUGAAACAAGGGUUCCAACUUCCCCCCUUUUCCCCCUCGGCUGUCCACACUUCAUUUACCCAAGCCUCUUUGUUCGAAUCUAAAGCAUAUAAAGAAGGAAAAGCCUCGCACAAAGGGAUGGUUUCACACCACUUGUCUUUCCAAAACCUUACCUUCUCACCAUCACCCACCACAAAGCCAAAAGAAGGGGUUACUAGAUGUCCCAUUUUACUUAUUGCCUUCCACAACCCAACUCCAUAGGCCUCCCUAGUCUCACAAGAUCUCCACCCUCCUCUUUCCGCCCCGUAUUUCCCUCUAAUCACUUUGUUCUAAAGUGUCUUUCUUUCAUUUGCAAAGCGCCAAACCCAUUUGCCAAGGAGAGCCUUAUUGAAAGCCCCAAGACUCUUAACCCCCAACCCUCCGCUUCUUUUGUCUAAACACACAAUUGGCCAUCUUACUAAGUGCAGUUUUUGCUCAAGAGGCCCACCACCCCACAAAAAGUCCCUUUGGAUCUUCUCCAAUCUGAUUCUAACCACCCUAGGCAUCUGGAAAAUAGACAUAAAAUAAAUCGGCAGAUUGGACAAGGUACUUCGCACUAAAGUAAUCCUCCCCCCUUUUGAAAUGUACCGACGUUUCCACAUAGCCAAUUUCUUUCUGAAUCUUUCUUCUAUUCCAUCCCACGCUGCAACACAUUUAAACGGAGCACCCAACGACAUUCCUAGGUAAGUGGAAGGCAAUUUUCCCACCUUGUAACCGAACUCAUUAGCCAACUCAUCCACAUUCUCGACCCUACCAACCGGAAUCAACUCACUUUUCUCCAGAUUUACUCUUAACCCUGAAAUUGCCUCAAACCACAUUAACAGCCAACACAAGUACAACAACUGAUCCUACUUUGCUUCACAAAAUAUCAAUGUAUCAUUAGCAAACAACAAAUGUGAUAUCUGGACCCCUUUGCCUCUUCUUCCCCGAAUCAAAUAAGGCGACAAAAACCCCCCAGCCACUACUCUCUUUAGCAAACAACUAAAGGCCUCCAUCACAACUACAAAUAAGUAAGGCGAUAGGAGGUUACCUUGCCUUAACUCCCUUGAGCUUUGGAAAAAACCCGUAGGGCUUCCAUUCACCAUAACUGAAUACCUAACAGUGGAUAAGCACCUCUUUAUCCACCUGCACCAUCUUUCCCCAAACCCCAUCUUCUUCAACACCGCUAAAAGAAACGCCCAGUCCACAUGAUCAUAGGCUUUCUCAAUGUCUAAUUUGCAGAGAAUCGCCCCUUUAUUGCUUUUCAACAAUGGAGUCAAUUGCUUCAUUAGCAACCAGCACUGCGUCCAUGAUUUGCCGCCCCUCCACAAAAGCAUUUUGGGACGUUGAGAUGACCUUAGCUAACACGCCCUUUAUUCUAUUAGCCAACACCUUAGCUAACCACUUAUACAACCCUCCCACCAAGCUAAUUGGCCUAAAAUCCUUCAAAUCCUCUGCCCCCCCUUUCUUAGGAAUCAACACUAGAAAAGUUGCAUUCAAACUUCUUACAUAGCUCCCAGUCUCAUGGAACUACCUGAAAAGUUCAUUACCUCCUCUUUAACAAAUUCCCAUGAAAAUUGCCAAAAAGUCAUUGAAAAACCGUCAGGGCCUGGCGCUUUCUCACUGCAACAACCUGACAGUGCCCCAAAAACCUCCUCCUCCGAGAAUGGCUUCUCUAGCCCCUCCACAUCCCCCUUUUCCAGCCUCUCAAAAAUCAAGGCAUCUAUCCUGGGCUUCCACCCCCCUGGAUCUGCCAGCAGCCCCUGAUACACCCUGCAAACCACCUCUUUGAUCUCCCUUUCCUCAUUGUACCAUCUCCCAUUCACUUUGACUCUAUUCAUCUGAUUCCUUCUUCUAUGAGCAUUAGCCAUCUGAUGAAAAAACCUUGUGUUUCUAUCCCCCUCUUUCAGCCAAAUCCCCCUCUUUCAGAGCAAGUAAUAUAGUGACUAGCCUUAUGGAUUUGUAACAUAAUCAAUCCUUCUUGGUGCUUGCCCCAUUGCUCCCACAAAGGGUAUUAUCUGUGGCCCAUACCAUGCCAUCUUAUGAAAGUUGUUCCUUCUUCCUUGACACAGGAGUGUCCCAAUUCAGAAGGUUUUCAUUGAUAUGUUCCCCAAACCUCAAUGGGUAUAUGUCAGAUUUUUGAGUCACUAAGCACCAAAUAUUGGAUAGGUUGAUGAUCCAACAAGAAGGGCAAUGGAUGAAUCAAGUUCUUUAGGUGAUUACAAGUAUUUUCUGUGAAACAACUCAGUCAGAGCAGUUAAGAUGACUAGUUUGUAGAACUUAUUACAAUAUUAGAUAAUUACUGAACUACAUAUUGUUUGUAACUACCUUGUAAGGUCUAAACUUGUCCUGGAGAGUGUUUUUAUAACCAUUUUUACCAACUUACCAUAGGGCUAGUCACCCUAAUUUAGGAUUCAUGCAUAUGCUUUUUAUUAGAGACUCUUCAAUUCAUCUUUAGCUUCUGGUGUAGAAAGAGCUGCCUCUCCCUCUCCCUCUCCCUCUCCCUCUCCCUCUCCCUCUCCCUCUCAUCUUCUUCCUUGAGCUGAUUGUGACAAGGGGACCAAAAUGAAAACAAAUUUUACAGUAAUUGGGGUCUCCUUAUUAAUUGUUGCAGCUGUUACUGUGGCUGUGGUGGUUGGAGUAACCAGUGGAGAAAAGUCAGGUGAUGUUACAAAUUCAGUUUUGAGAUUCUCAGAAAUGAUUGAUUCCUUGUGUUCUGUGACUGAUCACAAGAAGACUUGCAUCGAUACUCUUAGCCAGGAAGCUGAAUAUAGCAAGGCUACCCCAAUUGACUUCAUCAAAAUCAUCAUUUCUCGAUUAAGACGAGGUGCAAAGUGUGGCUGCCAUCAAAGACACUUUUGCUAAGGUUGUUUUGGUCCCAAGCCAAAUAGCAGCCCUUCAAGACUCAAGACUUGUUAAAAUCUGCCAAUGACAAUCUUGCUUCCUCUCUUCGUAUGGUGUCUGCUGGAUUGCAGUCUUUGAUUGAUCAUGAAGACAGUCUCAAGAGCCAGUUGAGUGCAGUUAUCUCAUAUCAACAAACAUGCAAGGAUGGAAUUAAACACCCAUCAAUCAGAGCAGUAAUUGGGCUCAGGCUUCAGACUGUCACUGAGCUCACAAGCAAUGCUUUAGCACUGGCAGAGGCUAGAGAUGGUGGGUACCCUACUUGGUUCUCAGCAACUGACUGUGGGCUCUCGGAGUUACAUGGCAAGGGGCUUCUGAAGCCCAAUGUAGUUGUAGCUAAAGAUGGCAGUGGGCAGUACAGAACAGUAUUUGAAGCUGUUGUUGCAUACUCUGAAAACAGGAACCACAGGGGGACAUAUGUCAUCUAUGUGAAGUCUGGAAUGUAUGAGGAGAACAUCACCCUCAAAGUCCGCUGGGGUACAGUAUCCAUGUAUGGUGAUGGACCUAGAAAGACGAUCAUCACUGGCCGAAAGAAUUGCCAUGACCAAUUUACGGCCCUGCGGACAGCCACCUUCUCUGUUCGUGGAAAAGGAUUCAUUGGCAGGUCAAUGGCAUUCCGGAACACAGCUGGGCCAGAAGGUGGCCAAGCCGUGGCUCUCCAAGUUCAGGCUGAUAUGUCAGCCUUCUUUAACUGCAGGAUAGAUGGGUACGAGGGCACUCUGCAUGCACUAGCCCAUCGCCAAUUCUACAGAGAGUAAUCCAAAACUCUGUGAUCAUGGUCAAAAAGCCACUUGACAACCAGCAGAACACCAUAACAGCCAGUGGUAGAGCUGAUGAUCGGCAAACCACAGGUUUUGUGAUCCAGAACUGUCAAAUAGUUCGAGGACAGGAACUCUUCCCUGUGAGGUUCAGUACAGCAACGUACUUAGGCAGACCAUGGAAGCGAUAUUCAAGAACAGUUGUUAUGGAAUCAACACUGGGCGAUUUGAUUCAUCCUAAAGGAUGGUUGGCAAGGAAUGGCACAUUUGCAGUUGACACACUACUCUAUGCUGAGUAUGCCAACAAGGGGCCUGGAGCUGAUACCAGCGGGAGAGUCGACUGGAAGGGUUACAAGGUCAUCACCAACAGAACAGAAGCACUAGCCUAUACAGUUGCUCCUUUUAUUCAAGGAGACCAGUGGUUGAAAAGGAGUGGGAUGCCCUUCCUCCUUGGCCUCAAACUUUGAAACAUGUUUCAACCACCUUUGCAGUUUUGGUGAGAAAGAUCCACAUUGAAUUAAAAUUCAAGAUCUUCAUUUCAUCUA